UCACACUUCCCUCUCUUUGCUCCUGUGUUCAUCCACCACUCUGUCUGUGCUGGCAGAGCAGGGUUGCAGUCAUGCAUGUGGACACUGUCUUUCUUGUGUGUCCCCUGAUUUUUGUAGCCUUGUGGAGGGGGGUCCAGGCUGUCUCUCCUGUACCCUCAGUCCCUGACCGUGUCCAAGCUGUGGUGGGCUCCUGCGUGGUGAUUCCCUGCUCUUUCACUCCUCUCGCUCCUCAUCCUCUCAAGGGGAGGAAGGAGAGGAUAGACGUCCGGCUGAGGUUCAGAGGUGGUGGCCACUUGUUUCCUCUUCGGAGCACUGCUUUUAACAGCGAGGACAGGGAUCAAGUGAGCAGGGAUUUCCAAGGCCGGACAUCCCUCAUUGGACGAAUCACAGAUGGAGACUGCUCCGUGAAGAUUGAAAGGGUCAGCCGGGAUGACUCACGAACGUUUGAGAUCGCUCUGAAAAGAGGUGAUGACUUACUGUGGGGAAAACCAAAGAGCUUUGGUCUGGAAGUUGUUGACACUCCUGAGGCUCCUGUCAUCAGUGGCAUGUUGUCAGCCACAGAAGGACAGCUGGUCACCUUGAACUGCUCCGUCAACUACCACUGCCCCUCCAGACCUCCUACCCUACAGUGGCGCUGGGACAGAGGAGCCCAGCUGAACACCACUGAGCCUGGGGAGGUACAGACCCUCCACCCAGAGCCCCACAGGCUGAUGUUGCUGGCCCCUCUAUCCUUCACUGUGUCACAUCAGGUGAAACCCAGGCUCAGAUGUGAGGUCAGCUAUCCUGGAGCCAAAACACUGGUCACUUCGAAGGAACUACAUGUUACAUUUCCACCAAAAGAAGUGAAAGUUCAGGUCCAGACCCUGAUAGUGCAGGAGGGGGGCAGCGCCUUGCUGGUCUGCUCAUGUAAGGCCGACCCUCCAGUGUCAGAGUACCGCUGGUCCUACACACAACACGGCCGUACGGUGAACCUCCCUCAGCGCUCGCACACAGUUCGGGUGUACAACGUGACUCGUGACAUGAGGGUCCGCUGCUCAGCACAGAACCUCAUUGGUCGAGGAGAGUCCCGGCCCACGCCACUGAACAUACGAUAUAAACCAGUCAUUCUCCAGCAGUCCUCCACCUGUGUAGUAGAGGAGUUGGAGGUUCUGUGUCACUGUUCAGUGGACUCCAACCCCAAACCCGCGAUCACUUGGAGCAUUAAUGGGACUGUUCCACCUCAUGAUUACAACAUGUCAGUAACAUCAGAGCCUCACAAGCAAACAGCUACUCUGAGGGGCCGCAUGGAUAAACCCCUGACAGUGAUCUGCUUUGCUUUCAACGCGCUGGGAAACGACUCCCUGGUUUUGCUGCAGGGAGGAGAAGAAACAGCAGCUUUGUGGUGGCUGGUGAUACCUGCUGUGGCCAUCUGCUUGGUCAUAUUCCUUCUUUCUCUUAUUUUCUACUGCCGCCGAAAAAGAUCUGGAAAAAAUGUCCUGAGCAGACAUCCAGCUGUUUACCCCGAGGGACUGGGAAUUUAUCAGGACAGGAUGCCCCUCUAUAUUAACUGCACAGAAGUGACUCAUGUCUACACCAACGGCAGCUAUCAACUUGUAUACCAAAACUGCACACCUCUUUUUGUCCAUACUAACCAGAUACGUCCAAUAGGCAGAAGAGGUGGAGAGAGAAGAAGAGGAGGAGAGGGUGUGGGACAAGACAGGCGAGCCGCUUUGGGAGUCAGAGGCACAAGAGAGGUGCAGGGUACUGCUGUGGCUGAUGCGGAAACAGCCAUCUACCUGGAGAUCCUCUGAGUCUCAUCAUUCCCGUUACAUUAAACUCGCAUUUGACGUCUCCUACAAAUGGUAAUGCACGUGUUUAUGUAGCUUUCACGUUAUUGUAUAUAGUGUACAUCCAUAUCUGAAUGUCAUCAGCAUUUCAAAAUCAUGCACUGUGAUCUCUUGAAUGGCUAGUGGUUGUCUGUCUCUCUCAUAAUCUCCAUAUUGAACAAUUUCUGUCUCUUUGAUUGUUGGCCUGUGACCUACCUCUGUGCUCUUUUUAUAAAAGAUGAAAAGGUGUGAUAAAAGAGGUUUUUCAUCAUUUCAUCCUCUCUAUAUAU
Toxotes jaculatrix (banded archerfish) is the source of this 2095-nucleotide messenger RNA. It is a transcript of the gene psg4, whose product is annotated as sialoadhesin. Lineage: Eukaryota; Metazoa; Chordata; Actinopteri; Toxotidae. The transcript is spliced from 8 exons. The record is from RefSeq and is a predicted model, not a curated record. Bases 72 to 1790 code for a protein of 572 amino acids.